CCACUUAAAAGCAAAGAAAAACACGCCCAAAGAGCGAUAAUUAAUCGAGAAAAAAUGAAGAAAGAGAAAAGAUACAGAAGAAAUAUAUGCCGCACUUCCAAGAAAUUAGAAGAGUCUGAAAUCACUCAAAUGAAAAUGGCAGAAAUGGUUGCUGAUAAAAGCGCCGAUGUAAGACAACACAAUAAAAAAUUACGAGAAGAUAUUGAAGGUUGGGAAAACAUCCUAAUCCGUUAA
Funneliformis geosporum is the source of this 234-nucleotide messenger RNA. Lineage: Eukaryota; Fungi; Glomeromycota; Glomeromycetes; Glomerales; Glomeraceae. The record is from the annotation of a GenBank genome assembly.